This is a messenger RNA of Priapulus caudatus, 2421 nucleotides long. RefSeq lists its product as uncharacterized. Gene Ontology annotation, molecular function: nucleic acid binding. NCBI's taxonomy places the organism in Eukaryota, Metazoa, Priapulida, Priapulimorpha, Priapulimorphida, Priapulidae. Gene Ontology annotation, biological process: DNA integration. Bases 1 to 2421 code for a protein of 806 amino acids. The record is from RefSeq and is a predicted model, not a curated record. The transcript is spliced from 3 exons.
AUGAUUCAGGGUGCGGAAGGUGUCAUCUGUUCCCAGGACGAUGUGUGGAUAAAGGGUACAGGGAAAGAUGGAGCACACACUGAAGACCUAGAACUGGUGGAGAAGGUGCUUCAGCGGUUGACCGACCAUGGGGUGAAGGCGAAGGUGUCCAAGUGUCAGUUCUUGGAGCCCAAGGUUGUGUAUCUUGGUCAUGUGGUUGACAAGGAUGCCCUUCAUCCUACAAAUGAAAAGGUCAAGGCCAUCAGGGAUGCGCCUGUCCCCAGGAGUGUGCAAGAACUGAAGUCCUUUAUUGGUCUCGUGAACUACUACGGAUCAUUCUUGAAAAACAUGUCCACGACUCUCGCACCACUGAACAAACUACGUCAAAAGGAUGAACAAUGGGUGUGGUCAGACAGUUGUCAGAGAGCAUUCGUGGAGUGCAAGAAGCAGUUGAGCAGCGACAGUGUGCUCACUCACUAUGAUGUGAAUCGCAAGCUCAAGCUUGAUUGUGACGCAUCACCGAAUGGGAUUCAGAAAGAAGCACUAAGUAUUGUGUUUAGGGUAAAGAAAUUUCACCAGUAUCUCUAUGGAAGGAAAUGGACACUAGUAACUGAUCACAAACCACUGGUGUCGAUCCUAGGUCCAAAAUCUGGGAUCCCCACACUAGCAGCAGCAAGAAUGCAGCGUUCGGCUAUUAUUCUAUCUACGUAUGACUACAACAUCGAUUAUCGCAAGUCAGUGGAGCAUGCUAAUGCAGACUGUAUGUCAAGACAGCCACAUGAAGACUCCAGUGUCGGAUGUGACAGUCGUGUCUAUGCAUGUGAGGUAGCAAGGGAAUUGUCUGUAACAGCAACUAUGAUAGCAGAGGCUACACGGAGGGGCUCUGUGCACAGCCGUGUUCUGGAUUACAUGAUGAGUGGCUGGCCAGAAUACUUGCAUUCAGAGCCACUGAAGCCACAUCAUGUCAGGAGACAUGAGUUAUCAGUAGAACAGGGAUGUAUUCUCUGGGGAAAUGGUGUCAUUAUUCCAGGACUGCUUCGAGAUAGACUUCUAAAGGACUUACACUGGGAACAUCCAGGAAUAUCUACGAUAAAGGCCAUAGCAAGAAGCUAUGUAUGGUGGCCUAGCUUAGACCGAGAGAUAGAGUGCACUGUGAAAGAAUACAGUACGUGCCAGGCUGUACGUAACACACCACCCGUGGCACUGUUGUACCAAUGGAGAUGGCCAGUGAGACCAUGGAGUCGCAUACACUUGGAUUUCUUCUUCAAGGAAGGGAAAACGUUAUUGAUUGUGUACGACGCGUACUCCAAGUGGAUAGAGGUAUGCCCCAUGUCGUCUACUGAUGCCGAACAUACGAUUGAUGAACUCAGGGUAGUCAUUGCGGCAUACGGAUUGUCGGAGGAAGUCGUGUCAGAUAAUGGCCCUCAGUAUAUCUCAGAGACAUUCAAGGACUUUCUACGUCGGAAUGGUAUAAAGCAAACGUUGGUGCCGCCAUACCAUCCACAAUCAAAUGGCGCUGCAGAGAACUCUGUGAAAAUGGUGAAACGUGUGUUAGAAAAGCACAUGCUUGAAGGCAAGGUUAAGAGGCUGUCAGUCAAGCACAGGCUAGCAAACUUCCUAUGCUUCCUGCGCUAUCGCUCUACACCACAUUCGACUACAGGGCGAACACCUGCAGAGCUGUUCCUUAAACGUCAGAUGCGUACGCGUUUGAGUUUAGUUAAGCCCAACUUAGCCGAAGUUGUGGAAAGGAAGCAAGAACAGCAGAAACGUCACCAUGACAGAGCACCAGAAUGCGCAUUUCAGUGUCAUGACCGUGUUCGUGUUAGAAACAUGUUAGGGAGGAAGACAGAUAAGUGGCUUCCUGGAUCAGUUGUGAAGGUAUUAGGUCCACGAAGAUACCUUGUGCAGACCGAUAAAGGCCUGAGGCAUAUACAUGUUGAUCACGUGAUUCCAGCGCUGGAUCAGGUUGUGGGGGGCUUGUCGUCCUUUGUACCAUGGAUGCCCGGAGAAAAUCGACCCGAGCAAGAGCAUGAUGCUAAUCUGUGGAGAUUGUUGGAAGUCGCAGGGAAGGAAGGUUUCGUGUUCAACAGCACAAAGUAUGUGAUCAAGACAAGAAGCAUAAAGAUGUUUGAAACAGAGUAUGGUUUCAAGCAUACUACAUCAUCGCCAGGCUACCCACAGUCGAAUGGGACAGCAGAGAAAGCAGUACAGGUAGACAAGAACAUAUUGAAGAAAUGUAGAGAAAGCAAGACUGAUCCAUAUCUUGCCAUGCUCCUCUACAGAAAUACUCCAGGAGACGGGUUUCCUUCACCAGCCCAGAUCCUGAUGGGUAGAAGAACAGCAACUACCCUUCCAACAACGAGGUCACUGCUGAAACCUGAAAACCAGCCAGAUGUUACAGAGAGUGAGAAAGAUCAAAGAAAAACAGAAGCAGUUCUUUGA